CCGUUUCGCUCUCUACUCACUGAAAUUUCUCAGCAUCAUUUCUUCUCCUUCUGCAGAAAAUUCCGGCGUUCGUCCCAUCUCCCAUAUUUCAUCUCUCUCCCAUCUGCAGAAAGAAAGAAAGAAAACCCUAACCCUAGAAAAAGGGACACCAUGGGAGAUAGGACGGCUCCGAAACUCCCAAUUCCCGGCCAGAGAAACAUCUUGAUAACCAGUGCCCUUCCCUACGUCAACAACGUCCCUCAUCUCGGCAAUAUCAUCGGAUGUGUUUUGAGUGCCGAUGUCUUUGCUCGCUACUGCCGCCUCCGCGGCUAUAACACGAUAUACAUGUGUGGGACGGAUGAGUACGGGACGGCGACAGAGACGAAGGCCAUGGAGGAGAACUGCACACCUCAGCAGAUCUGUGAUAAAUACCACACAAUUCACAAGGAGGUCUAUGAUUGGUUUGAUAUAAGUUUUGAUGAGUUCGGACGUACAUCAAGUCCCCAGCAGACAGAAGUUUGCCAAGCAAUAUUCAAGAAACUGCUGGAGAACAAUUGGCUUUCCGAAAACACAAUGCAGCAGCUUUAUUGUGAUACAUGCAAGCGCUUCCUGGCUGACCGGCUGGUGGAGGGCAUUUGCCCAACAAAAGAUUGUAAUUAUGAGUCUGCACGAGGGGACCAGUGUGAACAAUGUGGGAAGUUGUUGAAUCCUACCGAGCUGAAGGAUCCUAGAUGCAAGAUGUGUCAGAACACUCCACGUAUUCGUGAUACAGAUCACCUGUUUCUAGAGCUGCCACUUCUGAAGGAUAAAUUGGAAGAGUAUAUCUACAAUAUGUCAGUGGCUGGAUCUUGGAGUCAAAAUGCUAUCCAAUCGACACAAGCAUGGCUAAAGGAAGGAUUGAAACCCCGCUGUAUUACCAGGGAUCUAAAGUGGGGUGUGCCUGUUCCACAUGAGAAGUUUAAAGAUAAGGUUUUUUAUGUAUGGUUUGAUGCGCCAAUUGGAUAUGUCUCAAUCACCUCAUGCUAUACCCCUGACUGGGAGAAGUGGUGGAAGAAUCCUGAAAAUGUGGAGUUGUAUCAGUUUAUGGGCAAGGAUAAUGUGCCAUUCCACACGGUUAUGUUUCCUUCAACACUUCUUGGAACUGGUGAAAACUGGACGUUGAUGAAGACUAUCAGUGUGACAGAAUAUUUGAACUAUGAAACAGGGAAGUUCUCCAAAAGUAAGGGUGUGGGAGUUUUUGGUAAUGAUGCAAAGGAUACAGAGAUUCCUGCAGAAGUAUGGCGAUACUACUUACUAACUAAUAGGCCAGAGGUGUCAGACACAUUGUUUACAUGGGCGGACUUGCAGGCCAAACUAAACAGCGAGUUGCUGAAUAACUUGGGCAAUUUUGUUAAUCGAGUCUUGAGCUUCGUUGCAAAGCCUCCUGGAUUAGGAUACGAUUCCACCAUUCCUGAUGCUCCAAAUGCAGAAUCACAUCUCUUAACUAAGACAUUAGCUGAGAAAGUUAGUAACCAUGUUGAUCAGUAUUUAGAAGCCAUGGAGAAGGUUAAACUGAAGCAAGGUCUUAGAACUGCAAUGAGCAUUUCUGGUGAGGGAAAUGCAUAUCUACAAGAAAGCCAAUUCUGGAAGCUUUACAAGGAAGACCCAGCUUCCUGUUCCAUUGUAAUGAAGACUUCAGUUGGGCUUGUUUAUCUGCUUGCCUCUUUGCUAGAGCCUUUUAUGCCAUCUUUCUCUAUUGCGGUACUGAAGCAGCUUAAUUUGUCUCCUGAAACACAACUCUCAAUUUGUGAUGAAAAAGGAGAUAUCGACAGGGCAAGAAGGCCUUGGGAAAUUCUACCUAGCGGUCACAAAAUAGGGACACCUGAGCCAUUGUUUAAAGAAAUGAAAGAUGAAACUGUAGAAUUCUUUAGAGAGAAGUUUGCUGGAAGUCAAGCAGAUAGGAUUGCGAAAGCAGAAGCUGAAGCACAAAAGAUUGCUGAGGAACUGAAGAAAACAAAAGUGUCAGAUGGAAAUGGGAAGAAGCAACUACAAGCUAAGCCUGCAGUAGAAGCAAAACCAAAGGUGGCUGAUGCAGAAGUUUCUAUUUCAAGACUCGAUAUUCGUGUGGGUCUCAUCACGAAAGUUCAGAAGCAUCCCGAUGCUGACUCCCUUUAUGUGGAAGAGAUCGAUGUGGGCGAAGCAUCACCACGCACUGUUGUUAGUGGCCUUGUCAAAUACAUUCCUCUUGAAGAAAUGGAGAAUCGGAAAGUUUGCGUUCUUUGUAAUCUGAAGCCAGCGACCAUGAGGGGAAUAAAGUCACAUGCGAUGGUUCUGGCUGCUUCUAAUGAUGACCACACCAAAGUUGAAUUGGUCAAUCCGCCUGAGUCUGCUCCUGUGGGAGAGAGGGUCAUGUUUUCAGGAUUUUCUGGUGAGCCAGAUGACGUACUCAACCCGAAGAAAAAGGUCUGGGAAACAGUGCAAACAGAUCUGCACACAAACGCAGAGCUCAUAGCCUGUUACAAAAAUGUGCCUUUCACUACGUCAGCAGGUAUUUGCAAGGUUUCAUCCAUAUCUGGUGGGGCAAUAAGGUAGAUGGUUCAUGCACCUGAAGGGAAAUUCACCCACCUUCUCUGUUAUAUAUGGAUAUUGCAGUUUUCUUUGAAAGGAAAUUCGGAAAUGCCAGUUUUAGUUUUU
Molecule: messenger RNA, 2652 nt
Organism: Magnolia sinica
Lineage: Eukaryota; Viridiplantae; Streptophyta; Magnoliopsida; Magnoliales; Magnoliaceae
Product: probable methionine--tRNA ligase
Exons: 17
Coding region: 151-2550 (799 amino acids)
Biological process (GO): methionyl-tRNA aminoacylation
Cellular component (GO): cytosol; aminoacyl-tRNA synthetase multienzyme complex
Molecular function (GO): ATP binding; methionine-tRNA ligase activity; tRNA binding
Source: RefSeq, a predicted model, not a curated record